GAGGGAGGCACGGAGGGAGGGAGCGAGGGAGGGCGGCGGGCGCUGCCUGCCGGGGCGGGCGGCAGCAGCAGCAGCGGCAACAGGAGCAGCAGCAGCAGAGCGAGUGGCGGCCGGGGCUGCCCCGUCCCUGCCCGCCGCUCCCUUCAUGAGCCGCAGCUCGGGGCCCGGAGGAGCGGCGCGGCGGCGGCGGCGGAGGGAGCCCGGCAGCGACUGAGCAUGGCCGAGCGGCGCGGGCCGGCGGCCGGCGGCGAAGUUGGCGGCGGCCGGUGGCGGUGGCGGGGCCGGUGGCGGUGCCGGUGGCUGCUGCCGGUGCCGCUGCCGCUGCCGCUGCUGCUGCUGUGGGCGGCGGCGCUGCCGGCCGGGGGGCAGCCGCCCGCGCCGCAGUACAACGGCGAGCGGGGCAUCUCCAUCCCGGACCACGGGUACUGCCAGCCCAUCUCCAUCCCGCUGUGCACCGACAUCGCCUACAACCAGACCAUCAUGCCCAACCUGCUGGGCCACACCAACCAGGAGGACGCGGGGCUGGAGGUGCACCAGUUCUACCCGCUGGUCAAGGUGCAGUGCUCGGCCGAGCUCAAGUUCUUCCUCUGCUCCAUGUACGCGCCCGUCUGCACCGUGCUGGAGCAGGCCCUGCCGCCCUGCCGCUCCCUCUGCGAGCGCGCCCGCCAGGGCUGCGAGGCCCUCAUGAACAAGUUCGGCUUCCAGUGGCCCGACACGCUGCGCUGCGAGAAGUUCCCGGUGCACGGGGCCGGCGAGCUGUGCGUGGGGCAGAACGCCUCCGAGCGAGGCACCCCCACGCCCGCCUUGCACCCCGAGAGCUGGACCAGCAACCCCCAGCGUGGGGGCGCCGGCGGCGGGGCUGGGGGCUCGGGGUCCGGCGAGCCCCGCGGGCGCUUCUCCUGCCCGCGGGCGCUGAAGGUGCCCUCCUACCUGAACUACCGCUUCCUGGGCGAGAAGGACUGCGGGGCGCCCUGCGAGCCCGGCCGCCUCUACGGGCUCAUGUACUUCGGGCCCGAGGAGCUGCGCUUCUCCCGCACCUGGAUCGGCAUCUGGUCCGUGCUCUGCUGCGCCUCCACGCUCUUCACCGUGCUCACCUACCUGGUGGACAUGAAGCGGUUCAGCUACCCCGAGCGGCCCAUCAUCUUCCUCUCGGGCUGCUACACGGCCGUGGCCGUGGCCUACAUCGCCGGCUUCCUGCUGGAGGAGAGGGUGGUCUGCAACGAGCGCUUCGCUGAGGAUGGCUCCCGGACCGUGGCGCAGGGCACGAAGCGGGAGGGCUGCACCAUCCUCUUCAUGAUGCUCUACUUCUUCGGCAUGGCCAGCUCCAUCUGGUGGGUCAUCCUCUCCCUCACCUGGUUCCUGGCCGCCGGCAUGAAGUGGGGCCACGAGGCCAUCGAGGCCAACUCCCAGUACUUCCACCUGGCCGCCUGGGCAGUGCCAGCCAUCAAGACCAUCACUAUCCUGGCCCUGGGGCAGGUAGACGGGGAUGUCCUCAGCGGCGUCUGCUUUGUGGGCAUCAACAACGUGGACGCGCUGCGGGGCUUCGUGCUGGCCCCCCUAUUUGUCUACCUGUUCAUCGGCACCUCCUUCCUGCUGGCCGGCUUUGUGUCCCUCUUCAGGAUCCGGACCAUCAUGAAGCACGAUGGCACCAAGACAGAAAAGCUGGAGAAGCUCAUGGUGAGGAUAGGCAUCUUCAGCGUCCUCUACACGGUGCCGGCCACCAUCGUCAUUGCCUGCUAUUUUUACGAGCAAGCUUUUAGGGAACAGUGGGAAAGGAGCUGGGUCACGCAGAGCUGUAAGAGCUAUGCCAUCCCCUGUCCUAAUAACCACAGCAGCCAUCACCCACCCAUGAGCCCUGACUUCACCGUCUUCAUGAUCAAGUAUCUCAUGACCUUAAUCGUGGGCAUCACCUCGGGCUUCUGGAUCUGGUCGGGGAAAACGCUGAACUCCUGGAGGAAGUUCUACACCAGGCUCACCAACAGCAAGCAGGGCGAGACCACCGUCUGAGACCCCCGGCCGGGGGGCCGGGCGGGCGGAGGACCUGGGCUCAGCCCGCAGAGCGUCUGCCGUGCCCCGGUACCGGCCGCAUGCUCACGCUUAUCCAGCCCCAGCAAACUUCAAACUUUGCGGACUGCUUGUCGUCCUGCAGGCGACGGGGAGCAGAGGAAAAAGUCAGGUGGGAAACUCCUGCGCUUGGGACAGACUUGUUUUUUUUUUUUUUUUCUCCCUCUCUCUCUCCUCUCUCUCGCUGUCUCCUGUAGGAACUGAACGUACUGUAAGGUUGGGGGAGAGGGAUGUAAAUAGCCUCUGUAAGAUUUUGUAAGUAUAUUUGUAUUUAAAUUACAAAAAGUCUCACUUUUUUAAUUAUUUAGGACAUUUUUAACCCGUUUGCAGAUUUUGCUUCCUCGCCCUCCCCUUUUUUUAAAGAGAGAAAAAAAAUAAAUAAAAAAGGCAUUGGAUUUUUAUUUUGUAGGGCAGGAUGGGGAAAAAAUUACCGGCAAAAGAAACCAAAACAACCCCCUUUCUUCUCCCCCCCACAGGUUUUGUAAUGGCUUUGCUUGGAGUUUCAGUUGCAUGAACAGCAGGGCCUGGACUGAGGCGGCUGUGACUGCCUAGGGCGCCUCCCGACACGGGCUGGGUGCUGCUCCCAGCCUGCCAGAGGUAUGUGGAGGUGGAGGUGGGGUUGGGGAGGAGCACCGCUUCCUGACGGCCUCCCUGCCCCACGGUGGGGACAGGGCAGCCAGGACAGUCACCCGGCCACGCCGUGGGGACAUGGCCACGCUGUGGGACCGCGCUUCGCCAUGCCUCGGCCGGCCCCAGUAAAGCCAAGCCCUGCGCGCCUGAGUCAGGCCCUUCUUUUGGAGGGGGGAAAAACAAUGGCCUGCCCUGCUCGAAGGUGUGUCCGGCCUUUUUCCGGAGGGAGAGCAUCGCCGCGGUGCCCUGUACAAGGGGGGCUGGCUGCUGGCUGCCCUUUCUCGUUUUUUUUUAAAUUUAUUUAAAUGCACCACAUAGUUGAAAAAGAGUUGGCAGGUUUUGUUUGGCUUUGGCCAGGAGUUGAGGUCGAAUACCGUCUGCACCUGUAGCAUGUUGGAUGGCUUCAGAGGUGAACGGGGACGUAGAUAUACCAAACUUCCUUUUUUUAAAAAAAAAUAAUUUUUAUUUAAUUUUUUUAAACCCACCUAAUGAAUUUUCCAGUCAUCAAACUGAGAGGUGUCCGCUCUGGGUUCUCCUGUAGAAAUGAGAUUAUUGGUCUUGUCUGUCACAAGGUGCAUAGUUCUUGGAGGAAACAGAUAGAGCCUAACUGUGAAUCUGAACCCGGGAGUCAGUUGCAGCUCCUGCUGUCAUCACGGGUCAGCUUGUGCAUGUUCACAUUCUUCUGGUAACGAAAAUGUUGAGGGAGAACUACCUGGAACGCCUUGCUGCCCUGCUGGUGUUUACUGAGGUUAGCAGAGGGUUCAGUGCAAACAGGAUCAGGAAAUAUGAGCUCAGUAAAGAGAGCUUCAUCAGAAUAAAAUGCAGCAUUCAGAUUUUUUUUUUUUUUUUUUUAAUUAAAUCCAUAAGCUGGCUCUUCGUUUUGGAAGCAUUUGAGCCAUUGCCAUUCUCCUGAAUUUUAAUUCAUUGACAUUUAAUUCAUUACACAUUAUGAGGGUGUGAUGAUUUUUUUCAGUAGUAAAAACAAAGGAAGGGAAAACAGAAAACCAGAAUGUCUAAGCACUCUGGUGGGAUGUUAGUCCUUAAAGAGCCUCUGCUGUCUUUUUUUUUUUUUUUUUUUUUUUUUUUUUUGAGUUCAGUAAUAACAUCACAUACUACAAAGAUUUGGUAUCAUGUGUGCAGUAUGUCUAAUGCCUUGUAUUCUCCUGGGUGUGUGGGAUUGUACUUCUUGUUACAAAAGAAAAAAAAAGGUUAAAAAUGAAAUGUAACUUUCAACAGAUGCAUUUGAAUAUUUAGUCCUCUGUAUGAAAACCAGCAGAAUGCUUCUCUCCUGAUUGUAUUGUUUUAAACUUUUUAUAUUACAAAUGCCUGUAUUUAGGUUCAUAAACAUUAUCUAUGGCUACCAUACCCUGAAAUGCAAAAUUAUUUGAAUUUGGUAUGCAUUUAUUUCUGUUCAUUAUCACAAGAUCAUCUAUAUUUAUAGAGGAAUAGAAAUUUAUAUAUAUUAAAUACCAUAUUUUUAAUUUCUCUGAAAUAAAUUGAGGUUUUGUA
Molecule: messenger RNA, 4203 nt
Organism: Anas platyrhynchos (mallard)
Lineage: Eukaryota; Metazoa; Chordata; Aves; Anseriformes; Anatidae
Source: RefSeq, a predicted model, not a curated record